GGGCCGGCGUAGCGCGGGGAUCUGCUCCGAGCCGCCGCCGGCCCUUUAAGGCGGCGGCUGACGUGCUGGGGACGGGCGGGGCGGAGUGCCGGCAGGCGGAAGCGGCGGGCGCCACCUCAGCGGGGCCGCGGAGCUGGGCGCCGGCCGGGAACAUGGCGGGCAUCAAAGCUCUCGUGGGGCUGUCGUUCAGCGGAGCCAUCGGGCUGACCUUCCUCAUGCUGGGCUGCGCCCUGGAGUACUACGGCGUGUACUGGCCUAUGUUUGUCUUAAUAUUUUACUUCAUCUGCCCCAUUCCCCACUUCAUCGCAAAAAGAGUGAGUGACGACAGCGACGCAGCCAGCAGUGCCUGCAGGGAGCUGGCGUAUUUCUUCACCACUGGAAUUGUGGUCUCCGCCUUUGGGUUUCCCAUAAUCCUGGCACGGGUCGAAGCGAUCAAAUGGGGAGCCUGUGGCCUGGUGCUGGCUGGCAAUGCAGUCAUUUUCCUUACUAUCUUAGGCUUUUUUCUUGUGUUUGGUAGAGGAGAUGACUUUAGCUGGGAGCAGUGGUAGGACCUCACCCUGACGCUGGUAACGUUUUGCAGCGUACAUCACCGCGUGUAGCCUCUGUGUGUGUAUCUGUGUCUGUAUUGCAGCAUAUGUGUGUGUGCACGCCGAGGCGUACGUGUGUGCAUAUGCAUGUAAUGUAGUUUUCCAUUAUCAGAUCAUAACAUGCUUUUUAAAAUGUCAGCCGAGGGGGAAGGGCCUUUGCGACAGCUCUCUUAACGUGUUCAGUAAAAGUUGGGAUCACCCUUGCAAAUUUGUCCGCAAAGAAGUUUGCAAAACUGUUUUACUCAUUUUUUUCAGUAUAUAUGCAUUAAUUUCUGCUCUAAUCAGAGUAGUAUCAUUGUAUGAGAUGUUGGUCAGCAUGUCUGUGUUUUGUUUUUUUUAACCAUGUAAUCAAAAUAGGUCAAUAGAAAGAUUAUCCUACUUACUGUUGUUCAACUUGAUUGCCUUUCUACUUUGAUUAUGGAUAAAUGAGUACUUGCUUUCCAUUUGAGUAAUUGUUAUUCUAGUUGGUUUUCCUCAUAACAAAAAAAUAACAAACAUAAGUUAUGCGAACUCUUUUAUUGCCUAACGAAAAAAAAAGAAAAAAAAUGGUUAAAAAUGCUCCCUUCCAUUUAUGGUGUUCAUUUAUAAACUACUUCCCCCCCCCCCCAAAGAUACUCUUGAUUUGUCCCUCUUCAACUUAAUGACUGUAGAUGUAUUUUGGGAAUAAUCUAACGUAUUUUAAUGCUUAGAGCUGACAUUACUUCUCUCGAAGGUUCACGGAGGAAGAAACUACUCUCAGGACACUUACAAUCACAACACAGCAUACAACUCUAUUCCUAUGUGUAAAAUGCUUAAAUCGCAAAGAAGUGAGUGUUCUGCUGGGUAGGACUUACCUCCUCAGUUCUCAUUGCUUUUAAAACGUACUUAAACUACUUUUCUUGUCUGUAAGAGAAGAUCAUUAUAUUAAAACUAUAUUUUUCUGAUGGCAUUAUCUUACUAAACAUUCACAUAAAGUUUACAUUUAUAAGUGAGAUUGUUACUAUUUUGUCUUGCUGAAUCCUUUGAAUUCUGGAAGCGUGUAACUUUACACAAAUGCAUUCCGAUACAACCCUAAGUCUAGAAGACUUUUCAGUAGUCUACAAAGGGAUAAAAGAAGAGACACAUAGACACGUUAGUUUAUUAUUCCGUAGGAAAAUAGACAUAAGGAGAUUCCUGUUCUGUGAAGUAAGAAACUGAAUUCCCACGUGGGGUAUGUUUUACUGUUGAGUUCUUUAGAUUAGCAGAUUGCAAGUGAGUAUUUUAUAAUUCACGUUAGCUCACAGCUGACUGCUGUCACCCAGCAUUAACUGUAAGGGACCUUGUGCAAAGAGGUAACAGAAUCGACUCUACGAGAUGUGGCAGCUUCACUGAUGCAAUGGUUUCUGCCUACUAAAUUGUAUGGAACUACUUAUGAUGCUCUCCAAACUCCCUCAUUACUGGUGUACUGCAAAACAGAGUCCUGUGGAUUGCUGCACAGAGCAAAGCUUAACAGAUUAAUGAAUGUUACGUGAGCACUCUGAUACUUGGUCUUUUGUUCACUCUCAGGGCCCUAGGAAAGAAACAAAAACCAGGGUAUAAAAGUCAUUCUGGGGACCAAGUAACGUAGUAGCACUCCCAACAGGAAUGUGGAGUGUUGUGUUUCAGGAAGGUAAAUAAUUCUUGUAUUUGAUUAGAUAGAAAGCUGUUAAUUACAUGCUUUAAAUGCAAACUUCAGGUGUGUAUAAGGCGAACGCUUCAGUGCUGAGGAAUGCCGAGGAGCUCUAGUUUAUUCUGAAGUGUGCCUUAAGCUGUCAUUCCAGUAAAAGAAGAGUUAACAGUAGAGGACAAGUUUUUUUUCUGAAAGUUAAUGCUUCCUCACAGAUAAAGCAGGAACAUGCCUGUAAAGAUGCUGGGUGUAAACGAGUUGUCUGCCAGUUUCUUCUUCCUCACUUCAAGUGAAAUCUGCUGCGUCCUACUGAUUUGUAAAGUACUAUUGGGGAAACUAUUUGUUCUAGUUAUGAGCUGAGUUGUUGAGAGCAAGCACAGUUUCUACAUAGAGGUCCUACUUUAAUUUUUGAAGAAGUCACUUUUUUCUCCUAAAUCACGGCAUUUUUCAUUCAAGUGGGUGAAGUGAAACCAACAGUAAUACACAAACGAAGUGCCUGAUUCUACCCAAACCUGAAGUCAUUGCGAAUCGUUCCAUUUAACUCCUGUUAAAAUACCUGGGCUUGCAGCAGGUUCUGGAGUAUUUUCACUCCUCAGAAUUUAUGGACCGAUGGCUGUGGUAGAAGUCUACAGAACUAUUCGGUUACCACUGAAAUUUUGCUUUUGAGACAGUGGAGUAAAAGCCAGCUGACAUUAAUUUUUCUUUAAAUUAGAGAACAGUUACUGUAGAAUCUGUUGGCAAAUGGUGUGUGUGUGUGUGUGGCAGAUACAGGCAGCGAGCAUGUGACAAUCUGAAGUGAAAAGGAGGACUAGAAAUAGUAGUACAUGGUUAAGGAGGGGUUGCUUCUUUGACGAAUUAUGCUGUUGUACUGUAUUUACUUUGGAUAUUACUGUGGUUGGUGGGUACCUCAUGAAAUGGCAGGUAGAUAUUGAAUGAAGAAAGCAAACGCUUCUCUUUUGAUGCAGCUACGUGCACUAAUACUUAAUGUGAACUUCAUGCAGAUUUCAUCAUGGACUUCUGUUUUAAAUUGUUUAACUUUUAAAAUUAAUUUUAACAAUGUUUAAACGGUGGAAUUCUUCCUUGAACUCCUUAGAAGUAAAUUUCCUUGAACGAGUUUUCAAUGUUUAAUUGUCAGGGUAAAAAAAAAUCUCAAUGCUAGCUUCACUCAUUCACACAAACCUGGUGCUCUGAUGGCCAGUACUGGGCAUGCCGUCACUAUCUACCAGUAGCAAUUUCCUGUGGUUUCUCUGAAAUUGUUUUCAUACGUGGAAGUGAAUAUUAUGUAUCCAAAGUGCCUUAAUUACAAUACUGUGCUGAUUUUGUGAACGCUUAUACAUGGAAAGAUCGUUAUUUCAUAAGCAGCUGAAAAUGUUAUUGCAUUUUUAUAAAGCUUCCUUGUCAAUUAAUCAUACUUCCUGGAACUCAGAAUGCAGUGCAGCUUUUGUAACUUGUAAACACUAUUCUUAUUUUUCUGUGAUCGCCAGGUUCUCGAGAUGAAGUAUUAAGACACAUCCUACUUUUCUUUUUGUUUUGUCUAAUAAAACUGAGUAAACAGA
Messenger RNA from Cygnus atratus (black swan), 3767 nucleotides. RefSeq names its product leptin receptor overlapping transcript (gene LEPROT). The transcript has 4 exons. Gene Ontology annotation, biological process: negative regulation of growth hormone receptor signaling pathway; late endosome to vacuole transport via multivesicular body sorting pathway. Gene Ontology annotation, cellular component: endosome. The record is from RefSeq and is a predicted model, not a curated record. NCBI's taxonomy places the organism in Eukaryota, Metazoa, Chordata, Aves, Anseriformes, Anatidae. Bases 153 to 548 code for a protein of 131 amino acids.